AUGAAGUCUCUAUAUUUGUUCUUGGGCCUUUGGGUUCUUGGAGCAUGUUUCCUGACUGGUGAGUGUCACAGAGGCCAUAGAGGACGACAUGAUCCUAGAGGACCACCCCCUCCUCCUCCCUUCGGCCCAGGAUUUGCCCGACCACCCCCUCCUCCUCCCUUUGGCCCAGGAUUUGCCCGACCACCACCUCCUCCUCCCUUUGGCCCAGGAGCUGCCCGACCACCCCCUCCUCCUCCCUUUGGCCCAGGAGCUGCCCGACCACCCCCUCCUCCUCCCUUUGGUCCAGGAACUGCCCGACCACCCCCUCCUCCUCCCUCUAGUCCUAACCCACCUACCAUAACAAGCCCUCCACAAACCCCAACUCCAACUGGUCCUAUUCUCACUGAAACUCCUCUCCCAAUACCAGAAAAUACAUCUAGUGCCAAUAUCUCUCUACCUACUCCUAUUGCCUAA
Messenger RNA from Chionomys nivalis (European snow vole), 453 nucleotides. Its product is annotated as submaxillary gland androgen-regulated protein 3B-like. Gene Ontology annotation, molecular function: endopeptidase inhibitor activity. Gene Ontology annotation, biological process: regulation of sensory perception of pain. The coding region runs from base 1 to 453 and encodes 150 amino acids. The transcript has 2 exons. The record is from RefSeq and is a predicted model, not a curated record. Lineage: Eukaryota; Metazoa; Chordata; Mammalia; Rodentia; Cricetidae.